GGCGGGUCUGCGGUGCGGGAGCUUCAUCCUUAGCGCCUCGUCCCCAGCUGCCGUCGGAGCGGAGCGGAAGGGCGGCACCAACCCCCUGCCCUGCGCGGUCCCGGUACCUGCAGCGGCGCUGGAAUGCUUGCUGCUUUCCCUACGGGAUUAUAAACUUUAAUAUUCAGAAGAGUAAAACUGAAAGAUGCCAUCUGAGAGGUGCCUGAGUGUUCAGGAAAUGCUGACAGGUCAGAGGCUUUGUCAGUCCAGCUCCCAUAAUGAUGCUGUCCUGGCAGCUCUGAACCAACAAAGAAGUGAUGGCAUACUUUGUGAUAUCACCCUUAUUGCUGAAGAACAGAAAUUCCAUGCUCAUAAAGCAGUCCUGGCAGCCUGCAGUGACUACUUCAGAGCAAUGUUCAGUCUCUGCAUGGUUGAAAGUGAAGCUGAUGAGGUGAAUUUGCAUGGUGUCACAAGCCUUGGUUUAAAACAAGCCCUGGACUUUGCAUAUACUGGACAGAUCCUCUUAGAACCCGGGGUGAUACAGGAUGUCCUAGCAGCUGGGAGUCAUUUGCAGCUGCUGGAGCUUCUCAGUUUGUGUUCUCACUAUCUCAUUCAGGAAUUAAAUAGUUUUAAUUACUUGGACCUAUAUAAACUUGCGGACCUCUUCAACCUCACUUUGUUGGAGAACGCUGUGAUUGACUUCUUAGUAAAGCAUCUAUCUGAGUUACUGAAGAGUCAUCCUGAAGAAGUUCUGGCACUCCCAUACUGUCUCCUUCGAGAGGUUUUUAAAAGUGAUAGACUCACUUCACUCAGUGAAGAACAAAUCUGGCAGCUGGCUGUGAGGUGGUUGGAACACAACUGCCGCUACCAAUACAUGGAUGAACUCCUCCAGUACGUCCGCUUUGGCCUUAUGGAUGUGGAUACGCUGCAUACCGUGGCUCUUUCUCAUCCUCUUGUCCAAGCAAGUGAAACUGCGACAGCACUUAUUAACGAGGCCUUGGCUUACCACCAGAGCGUCUACGCACAGCCAGUUUGGCAAACCAGGAGGACAAAGCCUCGCUUCCAGUCAGACACUCUGUACAUUAUUGGUGGGAAAAAACGUGAAAUCUGCAAAGUGAAGGAACUGCGAUACUUCAACCCAGUAGAUCAAGAGAACGUUCACAUCGCAGGGAUGGCAAACUGGAGCGAGCUGGCGCCUAUGCCCGUGGGGAGGAGCCACCACUGUGUCGCUGUCAUGGGAGACUUUCUUUUCGUAGCUGGCGGAGAGGCAGAGCACUCCACAGGGAGGACCUGUGCGGUGAGAAGCGCCUGCCGGUACGACCCCCGCACUAACUCCUGGGCUGAGAUAGCUCCGAUGAAGAACUGCCGGGAGCACUUUGUGCUGGGAGCAGUGGACGAGUUCCUCUACGCGGUCGGGGGGAGGAAUGAGUUGCGUCAAGUGUUACCGACGGUGGAACGCUACUGCCCUAAGAAGAACAAGUGGACCUUUGUACAGUCGUUUGAUCGAUCGCUCUCGUGCCAUGCGGGAUAUGUGGUGGAUGGUCUUCUGUGGAUAUCAGGAGGAGUAACAAAUACUGCACAGUAUCAAAACAGACUCAUGGUUUAUGAUCCUAAGCAGAAUAAGUGGUUAAGCCGCAGCCCGAUGCUGCAGAGGAGAGUGUAUCACUCCAUGGCUGCUGUCCAAAGGAAACUUUACGUGUUAGGUGGGAAUGAUCUGGACUACAACAAUGAUCGGAUCCUCGUUCGGCACAUAGACUCUUACAGCAUAGAUGCUGACCAGUGGACACGUUGCAGCUUCAACAUGUUGACAGGUCAAAAUGAGUCUGGAGUUGCCGUCCACAAUGGUAGAAUAUAUUUAGUUGGCGGCUAUUCGAUUUGGACAAAUGAGCCUUUGGCAUGUAUCCAGGUGCUGGAUGUUAGCAAGGAAGGGAAAGAAGAAGUGUUCUAUGGGCCUACACUCCCCUUUGCUUCCAAUGGGAUAGCAGCCUGCUUUCUUCCAGCUCCUUAUUUCACGUGUCCCAACCUUCAGACUCUACAAGUGCCUCACCAUAGGAUCGGCACAAUGUGA
This is a messenger RNA of Calypte anna (Anna's hummingbird), 2047 nucleotides long. It is a transcript of the gene KLHL32, whose product is annotated as kelch like family member 32. The transcript has 11 exons. Lineage: Eukaryota; Metazoa; Chordata; Aves; Apodiformes; Trochilidae. The record is from RefSeq and is a predicted model, not a curated record. Gene Ontology annotation, molecular function: protein binding. Bases 185 to 2047 code for a protein of 620 amino acids.